This is a messenger RNA of Rhizophagus irregularis DAOM 181602=DAOM 197198, 711 nucleotides long. RefSeq lists its product as uncharacterized. The record is from RefSeq and is a predicted model, not a curated record. NCBI's taxonomy places the organism in Eukaryota, Fungi, Glomeromycota, Glomeromycetes, Glomerales, Glomeraceae.
AUGAAAAAUUUUUUGUGUCUUUCCGAUAUUCUUAAAAAAGAUAACUUACAAGUUAAGGAGAUUAAUAUUUGGAAUUAUUUAAUUAAAUGGGGUAUUAAACAAACUCCUGGUCUUGGGAGUGAGAAUAGUGAUAGAACAAAAUGGAAUGAUAAGAAUUACAAAGAACUAAAGAAAAUUUUAGAUCCGUUCAUUCCACUUAUUCGAGCAGGUAGAAUUGAUUCAAAUAUUAUCAAGGAAGAACUUAUAAAUAUAUUUGCUAAUUGGAUUGAUAAUAAAAAUGCCAUGGACAUUCGUACUGGAAAUGAUAUAUUUUAUAAAUUUAGUCUUAUUUAUCGUGGUAGUCAUGAUGGAAUUAGUAAUAUAUCGUUUAUAAAUAAAUGUAAUCAUCGAGUAGCAACUUUAGUUUUAAUUAAGGUUUUACAAUCGAAUGAAAUCUUUGGUGGAUAUGCUUCUUUUGGACUGUUAGGUGAAGAUAUAUCAAAUAACUUUGUUUUUUCAUUUAAAGAAGGACAAACCAUGAAAAUAGGUCGUGCAAAAAAAGAACGUAUUAGUUGGAGAGAAAAAGAAACAUACGGAUUUAGGUUUUGUGAAUCAAUGUAUAUGGAUGAUCGAACUUUAUAUCUUAGAAAGAAUUCUUAUUAUUACGAGAAUGUUUGUAAAUCAAAUACGUAUACUAUUGAGGAGAUUGAAACUUUUAUUGUGACUAAAUAA